GCUACCUACAUCAGCGCAACGACCAGCUUUAGACCAUCACCUCGGAUCAACGCGGCGCUGAAGAAGGCGACUAUGCCGAAUGUUAGCCGAAUAAAAAUGUGUUCAACGUUUAUUUUGACGGCAUUGGCGUUCGACAGAUACAUGGCCAUUUGUCACCCAGUGAACAAACGGAUCCAUCAGAUGAGACAGACAAUCUUUAUAACGUCUUUUCUGGCCCUACUGUCCAUCGCACUCAUCUUACCCGUGGUGUUUUCGGCUACAGUACGAUCGUUCACUGGAUUGGGCCAAUAUGUAAACAGUAGAAAGGAGAUCUACAACAUCGUGAAGUAUAUGUGCGUCGACGGAAUGCGUCGUGAUGUGAAAGUGAUGGUUGUCGGAUUUCUGGUCGCAUUCGCCUUUGUACUUCCUGGAUCACUUCUAACAUUCUUCUACACUAAAAUCAUACUGCGAUUGCGGCACCAACAACGGACAAUGCUGCAGUCACGUAUUCCGAUACGUCGUAUAACAGUCUAUACAAUGGCCGUGACAUUGUUCUAUCUAUCAUGCCAAAUUCCAUUCUGGCUUCCUCAAAUCUACGUCAUCGUAUGCAUGAUGUUUGGAUACACAAUAAACCCUAGCCAUAUCACAUUGACCUACUACUCUCACCUACUGCCAUUCGUUUCGGCUUCAUUCAACUGGAUUUUCUACGCGCGUCUCAAUAGUCAAUUCAAGAAAGGUCUGGUACUAGUGACCGAGCGGCUCAUACGAGAACGUAAGGAAUUCGACGAAUUUGCAUUAGAGCGAAUCAUAUCGAAGUCGGAUGGUAUGGUCACAUUGUGCCCUAACUGUGAGGUUCGUCAUAAUUGCUAA
This is a messenger RNA of Angiostrongylus costaricensis, 849 nucleotides long. The record is from the annotation of a GenBank genome assembly. Lineage: Eukaryota; Metazoa; Nematoda; Chromadorea; Rhabditida; Metastrongylidae.